AUGUUUGGGCAGACCACGGCGAACGACGGCACCGCAGUGGUCGCGUCGGCCACCGCGGAGGAACGACUGAGCCGACCUCCCUCCUGGCGUUCUCCAGCGCCCGACGCUGGCCCGCGUCACCUCCCAGCACCAUCGAGCGCCGGUCAUGUCCACCUCUCUCGCGCACUGAAACGCAAUGCGCUUCAGCACCCGUAUAUCCAGCAGUGCUCGCGCACUAGAGUCGACACGCUACAUCGACGGGCACGCACAUCCGCUGCCCCAUUCCUCUCGAACGCCGCGGUGCCACUCCCCUCGAACGCCGCGAUCUCAGCACAAGGCACCUCGGUCCUCGUCCGCACGGGCCAGCCACAGACACGGAACGCGCAGCAACAACGGCUUGGGAUCGUGCGUCGACGGGCACGCACGUCCGCCAUCCCUGUCCCCUCGAAUCUCGUCGUCCCACUCCUCUCGAACCCCCUGGAAUCCCACUCCUCUCGAACAGCGCCGUGCGACUCCCCUCGAACAGCGCCGUCCCUUUCCCCUGGAACGCCGCCUUUAACGCACAACUCACCGCAGUCCUCGUCCGCACAUCCCACUCUCUCGAACCCCCUGGUCCGACUCCCCUCGAACCCCGCCGUCCCAUUCCCCUCGAAUGCCGCCAUCCCAGUCCCCUCGAACACCGCGAUCUCUGCACAACGCACCACGGUCCUAGUCCGCGCGACCCAGCGAGAACCGCAGAACGCGGAGCAACAGCGCAUGCUAGGUCGACGCGCACGCACGUCCGCCGCCCCGCUCCUCUCGACUCCCCCAGUCCCACUCCUCUCCAACGCCGCCGUCCGACUCCCCUCCAACGCCGCGAUCUCCGCACAACGCACCUCGGUCCUCGUCCACGCGACCUUAGUUAGUUAG
This is a messenger RNA of Sparassis crispa, 888 nucleotides long. RefSeq lists its product as hypothetical. The coding region runs from base 1 to 888 and encodes 295 amino acids. The transcript has 3 exons. NCBI's taxonomy places the organism in Eukaryota, Fungi, Basidiomycota, Agaricomycetes, Polyporales, Sparassidaceae. The record is from RefSeq and is a predicted model, not a curated record.